Phyllopteryx taeniolatus (common seadragon) is the source of this 1943-nucleotide messenger RNA. It is a transcript of the gene nsun5, whose product is annotated as NOP2/Sun RNA methyltransferase 5. Gene Ontology annotation, biological process: rRNA base methylation. The record is from RefSeq and is a predicted model, not a curated record. NCBI's taxonomy places the organism in Eukaryota, Metazoa, Chordata, Actinopteri, Syngnathiformes, Syngnathidae. The coding region runs from base 373 to 1857 and encodes 494 amino acids. Gene Ontology annotation, cellular component: nucleolus. The transcript is spliced from 5 exons. Gene Ontology annotation, molecular function: methyltransferase activity.
ACAUUACAUGGAGAGUGAGUGAGUGAGUGAGUGAGCGAGUGAGUGAGUGAGCGAGUGAGUGAGUGAACGAGUGAACAAACGAACGAUUUCGGAUUCAGCACAGAACUGUUGAGCAAAACCUGUAUGCGCGUGUUGAUGGCGUCAUUGGGUGGGUUCACUUCCGAGGUUACGGAUGCGAUUUCUUCCACGCGUGGGCUGAACAUGUGGAAGUCGUGGCUCUCGUCCUGUUUAGGUCUGUGGACUAUUUUUUUUUAUUAUUAAGACCAGUAACGUUAUAAGUUAGUCGUAAGAAAGAAAAGGAAAAAAAAAAAAAAACGGACACGAUUGAAUGCUGUUCAAGCGCUAGCUGGUGGAAGCUCGUUGCUUUUCGGCAUGGCGCUGUACACGAAAGCCGCCGAGAUCCUGGAGAAGGUGGAGAAGCAACAGGGUGCGCUCAAAACGCUGGUGUACGAAAGUAAAUUCGCCAACAUCAAGCAGCUCUUCGCUCUGGUCUGCGAGGCCCAGAAGUUUUCGCCCAUCUUGGAGGAGAUCAUCGUGUCCACCAAGCUGCUGAAGCACACCAAGCUGAAGAUGCACCUGGCCAAGGUGCUAGUCUACGACCUGCUCGUGGGCCGAGGGCUCAAGUGCGGCGGCUCCUGGAAGGCGCUGCUGAUGAAGCAUCGCUCCAGGCUGCAGUCCGAGCUGGCCCGCAUGAAAGUCAAGCGGAAGGUCAGCAGGAACGAGGACCUGCUCCCCGGCAGCGUCCGGCGACCCGCCGGAGACCAGCUGCCCAGGUACGUGCGCGUCAACACCCUGAAGACCACUGUGGAGGACGCCGUGGACUACCUCAAGAGGGAUGGCUUCACCUACUUGGGCGAGGCCUCCCAGUUGGAUGACUUGACUCUAAAGGCGAGACAGUUUGUGAAGGACCCCCACUUGUCGGAGGUGCUGGUCUUCCCCCCUAAAACGGACUUCCACGACCACUUCCUGUACAAGGCGGGGCACAUUAUUCUCCAGGAUAAAGCCAGCUGCCUCCCCGCCUUUCUGCUGGCCCCCCCGCCCGGGAGCCACGUCGUCGACGCCUGCGCCGCCCCCGGGAAUAAAAGCAGCCACCUGGCCGCCGUCAUGAAGAACAAAGGCAAGCUGUUCGCCUUCGAUUUGGAUGCCAAGCGUCUGGCCACCACGUCCACCCUCCUGCUGCGAGCGGGCGUCACCUGCCAUCAGCUGGCCAAUCAGGACUUCCUGAAGGUGGACCCUGAUGCCGCCACGUACGCGGACGUGGAAUACGUCCUGCUCGAUCCCUCGUGCAGCGGAUCAGGCAUGGUGUGUCUCGGGGCCCGGGGCCCGUCGGCCGAGCCUCAGAAGGACGCCGCUCGUCUGGCUUCGCUGGCCUCCUUCCAGCUGCGUUGCCUGAACCACGGCCUUCGCUUCCCCCGCCUGAAGCGUCUCAGCUACUCCACCUGCUCCGUCCGCAGCCAGGAGAACGAGGAGGUCGUAACGGCCUGUCUCCGGCAAAACCCCGGCUUCAGGCUGGUUCCUCUGCUGGCUCCGUGGCCCGAGCGAGGCGCGCCGCCCCUCGUUCAGUGUCUGCGGGCGAGCGUCAGCGGGACGCGCACGCACGGAUUCUUCGUGGCCGUGCUGGAGCGAUGCGGCGAAGCCGAGAAUCCGAAGCCGCAACUGACGGUCCGGAUAAGGCGUCCAGAGUUGACGGUGCUCGGCCCGCCCGCGUCCGAGGAGACCCCCGAAGCCGCUCUCGACGAGUCCGAAGCCUCGGAGUGCGACGACAGCGCGACGGCCGCCGGAGGCGUUGCGCCAGAGGAGAAGAAGAGGAGGAGGAGGAGGAGGAGGAAGAAGAAAAACAGAGGUGUGACAAAAUAAUUGAAAUACUGAAUCGGCAUCUUGUCCACAUGGGGAUUUCAUCAUGUCGGCUUUUACAUUUCAUUAAAAACUCCAUGUUACUAAAA